AUGGACGACGAGAGCCGCCAUGGACGUUUCGUCACGACGCGUAUCUCGCGCAUGAUUUCUAUUGAGCGCGCGUACCAUCGAUUCUCUCAGUUGUGGCCUGGCUGCCACAUUAAACAGUUCGCAUUCUGCCUUGUCUGCUGGUCCUUCUGUACCCUACAGUUUGGUGACCCGGACGUUGCAGCGUACAUGACACAGCCACCAGCCCCUACCACUUCCUCUGCCUCCGACGAUGCCUCAGUGCCGCCGUCAAUCGAGCACUACGCCAUGCGGCUGCCGCCCUUCCGGAGCCACAAUCCGGGCGUAUGGUUCCUACAGGUAGAAUGUCAGUUCGCUCUCGGGGGCAUAACAUCACAGCUGACCAAAUUUCGCCAUGUGGUGAGCGUACUGCCGCAAGACGUUGCCGCCCAAGUGGUCGACAUCCUUUCCGCUCCACCCGCCGCCAACCAGUACGACGCGCUCAAGACCGCUGUCCUCGAGCGAACCACGGCUUCGGAACGCAAGCGCUUCCAAGAGCUCCUGUCUUCCGAAGAUCUUGGCGACCGCCGUCCGUCUGAACUAUUGCGACACAUGCAGGGGCUGCUUGACGAGCGAGCCCUUUCCUUCGAUGCCAGCCUCCUCAAACAACUCUUCCUGCAGCGCUUACCAACAACCGUGCAGAUGAUCCUAGCGUCUGCGUCGACUCUGCCAUUGCAAGAGCUUGCGGAUCUUGCAGACAAAAUCUUGGAGGUUUCCCUUCCGUCCAUUUCAGCAAUGCCCGCCGCACCGCCCUUGCCUUCAGCUGUUUCCCCCACGGCGUCUUCACCAUCCGCCCAAGUCCGGCUAACUUCUCCGCAAGGGGACUCCAUAGCCCAACUGCGCGAAGAUUUUGGACGCCUCUCCGCCAUGGCGUCGCCGACGCGAUCGUCCGCGCUCCGCGUCCCGCUCCCCCAGUCGACGCCGUUCACCUCGUCGGCCUCUGCAAGACGAGCCCAUCGGCCCUUGCUGGUACCACCAGCGGUACGGCUCCGAGGCCCGUCGGUGCACGCGACCCUGUACUUGGACGGAAAACUUGCCCGGGGACCGUUAGCGGCUGCGACUGUCUCCACCACGCCUAGCAGCCGACUAUUCUACGUUGUUGACCGGCCCUCAAAGACGCGCUUCCUCGUUGACACGGACGCCGAAGUGAGCGUGCUCCCCGCUUUAGGAAGUGACAAGCGUCGUCCAGCCAGGUUCCAUCUUACGGCUGUCAACAACACCGGCAUUCCCGUCUUCCGACAGCUAUCUGCCACCCUCGAUCUGGGCCUUCGCAGAACGUUCCCGUUGCUUUUCGUUGUGACCGGUGUCCGCCAAGCCAUCCUGGGCGCCGUCUUCUUACACCAUUUCGGCUUAUCUGUGGACGUCGCUCGCAAGCGCCUGAUAGAUACCUCCACCCAGCUGUCGGUUCAGGCUCGCUCCGUUCAUUCUGCGAGCCGUCUCAGCGGCAUCUCCAUUUCUGCCCUCCACUCGACAUACGCUGCCGUCCUCAAGGACUUCCCUAGUCUCACGCAACCACCAGAUUGGUCGCGCCCAGUCGCACACGAUGUCGUGCACCACAUACAGACCACCGGAGCACCCGUUUUCGCCCGGGCACGUCAGCUAGCUCCGGAGAAGCUCAAGAUUGCAAAAGCGGAAUUUGAGCACAUGGUGUCCAUCGGUGUAGCCAGACCUUCCUCCAGCAAUUGGUCCUCCGCUUUGCACAUGGUGCCCAAAAAGACCAGCGACUGGCGCCCCUGCGGUGAUUACCGUGCGCUUAACCUUGUUACUGUGCCUGACCGUUACCUGCUCCCGUGGUUGCCAGACUUCACGGUCAACCUCCACGGCACUACCCUCUAUAGUAAAAUCGGUCUGAUGAAAGCAUAUCACCAGAUCCCAGUAGCCCCUGAAGACAUCAAGAAAACCGCAAUUACGACUCCGUUUGGGCUGUACGAGUUUCCGCGGAUGCCAUUUGGUCUCCGCAACGCGGCCCAAACGUUUCAACGUUUUAUAGACAGCGUCAUCAGGGGCCUCCCCUUCGUAUUCGCAUACAUUGACGACUUGCUUGUGGCCAGCUCAUCUCCAGAAGAGCACGAACAUCAUCUCCGCCUGCUCUUCCCACGCCUGGCUGCUCACGGCAUUGUCGUCAAUGUACAAAAAUGCGAAUUCGGGGUAUCAUCCACAGAGUUCCUUGGGCACAAAGUCUCCCCGGAGGGCAUAACACCGCUUCCCACUAAGGUCCAGGCUAUCUCCAACUUUCCCCAGCCCCAAUCCAUCCGGCAACUUCGGCGCUUCCUCGGCCUCAUCAACUUCUACCGGCGCUUCAUUCCGCACUGCGCUGAAACCCUCCGCCCCCUUGAAUCUCUUCUCACCCAGUCGAGCCGAGCUGCGAAGAAGUUGAUGUGGAAUUCUGACGCCGAAUCGAGCUUCCUCAAGAUCAAGGCCGACCUCGCCACUUGCUCUCUAUUUUGCCAUCCCCGGCACGGCGCGCCGACUACGCUCAUGGUUGACGCCUCUGGUAUAGCCGUCGGCGCGGUACUGCAGCAGCAGAUUGGCACAGCAUGGCGCCCCAUAGCCUUCUUCUCCAAAGCCCUCAAACCUACCGAGCAGCGCUACAGCACUUUUGGCCGAGAGUUGCUGCCCGCCUACCUCGCGGUCAGGCAUUUCCGUUUCUUCCUGGAAGGUCGCGCUUUCUCCAUCCUAACCGACCACAAACCCUUGACCUACGCUUUCCACUCUGCCAGCAGCCGGUAUUCCCCAAGGGAGAUUCGUCAGCUCGCCUAUCUUGCUGAAAUGUGCACAGACAUCAGGCAUGUACCGGGGGAAGGAAACGCUCCAGCCGACGCCUUAAGUCGAGUUGCUGCCCUUUCUACCACCACGCACCGCUUUUCUCACGAAGCCCUCGCUUCUGCCCAACUCCACGAUGAAGAGCUGAAGCGCUUGCGCACAGCUAACACCAUCUCCCUCAAGCUGCAAGACCUCCCCAUUCCCGGCACUUCCGUUACCAUCUGA
Ornithodoros turicata is the source of this 3003-nucleotide messenger RNA. RefSeq lists its product as uncharacterized. The transcript is spliced from 2 exons. Bases 1 to 3003 code for a protein of 1000 amino acids. Lineage: Eukaryota; Metazoa; Arthropoda; Arachnida; Ixodida; Argasidae. The record is from RefSeq and is a predicted model, not a curated record.